Molecule: messenger RNA, 480 nt
Organism: Acaulospora morrowiae
Lineage: Eukaryota; Fungi; Glomeromycota; Glomeromycetes; Diversisporales; Acaulosporaceae
Source: the annotation of a GenBank genome assembly
AUGAAUCCGUCUCCGUCAAGUGUCAACAUAAAGGUUAAUAUGGGAAAUGUACUCAAUAAAAAGAAGAAAAUGAAAGAUACAACAUCAACCGAACAAACAUCAUUGACAUCUAAUUUCCGAUUAGGCCCUGUUUCAUCAAAAGUUUUUAAAGCCGGAGACAAAUUUCUUUCAAAGCAAAACUUUGAUUUCAAGAUACUUUAUAAAUUACGGUCGUUCGUCGAACAAGAUGAUCAACUCGGGGAUGUUAGUGAAGAAAAAAAAGUAUUAUCUUAUGGUGUUGAGGCUGGAAAACUUGGUCAAGCGGCUGUUGAUAAUGCCAAGUUCGGAUUGAACAGCAUGAAAUCCCUUUUCUUGACAAUUUUGGAAACGACCUCCGAGGAAUUUGACAAAACGAUAGGUAUAAUAGCCAGAGAGUUAAGAGAACACGACAGUUAUCAACAUUUAAUUCGCGUUUACGCAUGUAAAAAAGAAAAUCUUUAA